Pseudocercospora fijiensis CIRAD86 is the source of this 216-nucleotide messenger RNA. RefSeq lists its product as uncharacterized. The transcript is spliced from 2 exons. The record is from RefSeq and is a predicted model, not a curated record. Bases 1 to 216 code for a protein of 71 amino acids. Lineage: Eukaryota; Fungi; Ascomycota; Dothideomycetes; Mycosphaerellales; Mycosphaerellaceae.
AUGCGGAUAUUGCUUUCCUGCUUCCAAAUCGAUCUCCAGCUGUUGCGGUCUCGGAGUAUGGCAGUCCAUCAAGUCUUCUCGUACGUAUCCAACCUCAUCUUCGCCUCUUGUCCAAGUGGAUACAGCGCAUGGUCAUUUGCCAAAAUGACGCUGAUUUUGGGUGAGAUGGAGCAGAGGAUCAGACUCGAAGCUCUUCGCCUCACAGUCGUGACAUGA